Electrophorus electricus (electric eel) is the source of this 4038-nucleotide messenger RNA. It is a transcript of the gene gdf7, whose product is annotated as growth differentiation factor 7. The record is from RefSeq and is a predicted model, not a curated record. Gene Ontology annotation, biological process: BMP signaling pathway. Lineage: Eukaryota; Metazoa; Chordata; Actinopteri; Gymnotiformes; Gymnotidae. Gene Ontology annotation, molecular function: growth factor activity; cytokine activity. Gene Ontology annotation, cellular component: extracellular region.
UUCCCAAAGUCAUAAUAUCCAUCCAGCUUUUGCAUUUUCGGCCAGAGACCACUGAAAAUGAAUCCUAGGAAGAUUGCCUCUGCCAUCUUAUGGUUUUCCUUUUAUUUUGGGAAUGUUCUUGCGGCUGUGGUACUUGGGUCACUGCAGUCCUCCUCUGGCGCGCCCGAUAACGGGGUUGAAUCACAUCUGGAUGCGCACAGUUUAGGAGACCUGAGAGCAGUCUCCCGGAAUGACCCUCCAUGGAACGGAACCUCUGUCCAUAUACCAUCAUACAUGAUAUCUCUGUACAGGACCUUAUCAAAGCUCGAUCGAAAAGGGGCAAACAACAACGUGACACGCUUGCGGAGACAUGCCAACACAGUAACCAGCUUUGUAGAACAGGAGAAAGGUGAGCUGUCAGCUGAGGCCAAGCAGAGGUACGUUUUUGACCUCUCUGGACUCUCAAGGGCGGAGGAGCUGACAGAGGUGGAGCUACGGGUGUUGCGGAGGCCGCCACCUGACUUGAGGGGAUUACUGACCCAAGGAGGAAGCCUAUACCGCCUCCUCCUUUACAGCUACUCCUGUCCAGGCUCCUCACACAGGCCUCUGCUGCUCACCUCCAGGACCGUCAAUGUACUUGAUGCCACCUCAUCCACGUGGGAGGUGUUUGAUGUUGGGGCUGGUGUGAAGGCCCACCGUAAAGUGCACAGGACAGACCCAGGCAGCACCCAUGUGUGUUUCAACAUAGCUGCCAUUUCAAACUCAACAGGGGAAGCAGUGCACCCACCACUUCUGGGCCUGGGUUGGGAAAGCCAGAUGUGGCAUGAGAGGGCCUUGCUUGUGGCAUUUUCCCACACCCGCCGGAAGGAGAACUUGUUCAGGGAGAUCCGUGAGAAGAUGAAGGCCCUGCGGGGUGGGAACUCGCCUGGCCCUGGGCUGGAUCGGGGUGGCAGGCCCAGGAAUCGACGACAGAGGAGGACCACGCUGCAGGCAGGCCGCUCUGGUGGAGGCGGUGCCGGAGGUGGGGUUGGGGGUGGAGGCGGAGGCGGGACAGGCAGCGGGGGAAAAGGAGGUGGUAGGAGGAGGACGCGCUGCAGCCGGAAACCGCUCCAUGUGAACUUCAAAGAGUUGGGCUGGGACGACUGGAUCAUUGCACCACUGGAGUACGAGGCAUACCAUUGCGAGGGCGUGUGUGACUUCCCACUGCGCUCGCAUCUAGAGCCCACCAACCAUGCUAUCAUCCAGACACUCAUGAACUCCAUGGAUCCAGAGACCACACCACCCAGCUGCUGCGUGCCAUCCAAGCUCAGCCCCAUCAGCAUCCUCUACAUUGAUGCAGGGAAUAACGUGGUUUAUAAACAGUACGAGGACAUGGUAGUGGAGAGCUGUGGUUGCAGGUAGCGGUGUGAGAAUUGGGCCUGGCCAGCGGCCCAGAGACUUCAACUGCGAAGCAGCCUCUCUUGUUCAGAGGCCCAGUGCUGCACUGCCAGGCUCACAGGAAGAAGACAAAGUGCCUAAACUGUUAAGGGAGGACUACCGUGGAUAACUGUGUGUGCGAUUGUGUCUGUGUGUGUGUCUGGAAGUGCAUGCAGUUAUGGGCAUUUUUAAGUGUUCAAGAAAUGGCCAGGGGACUCAUAGGCAAAAGUUCAUAACACCCUUCUUCACAAGAGACUAAAUUCCCCAGUAGAGAAUAAACAACUCCGCGAUCGGAAAAGGAGUAAGGCCUGGAAUUCCAGAAAUGACACUGCAUCCUGAUAAUGUAAACGGAAUGAUAGAGCGUUGAAGUAUUCUUGCAGCAGCUGAGAAAAUGUUGAACCACUUUAAACUCAAAAGUCUGUCAGUGAUCACAUGCGACUGUAAGAUGUAAAGGAGAAAGGCGUGCUUAACUCUCAGUUAAGCUGAGUGUCAGGCAAAGUUAACAGAAGCUCAAGAAAUUUGAUAGCAGCUCUGAAAUAUAUAAGAUUGAGGAAAAACAAACAAAAAACAAACAAACAACAAUAACAACAAAACAACAUCCUUAUUCAGCGGCGACACUUCUUGACUGAAAGUUGUUGAUUUUGACUCUUUCCUGAAGGUCAUUUUACACAAUGUGUUUUUCCAUUCGGAGAUUGAGUUGUUUUUAAAAUCAAGAAACUCAUUCAAUGAUUUAUUGAGUAUGGCAGUUCUGAAUUUUGUAUCAAGAUAACCCACACACAUUUGAUGCUCCCAAGAGCUGACAUCUUGCUUCCUUUAUGUGGCACAGGGGACAUUGUCUGACUGGCCCACGAGAGGAAACUCACAAACCAUGCACUGUUAAGGACCUGAGAUAACUGCACAGCUAGUCAUUUCGUGUUUCAUUCAAAAGUCUGCUUGCGCUUAAGCCAUUUAAGGGCUCUUUGUGCUGAUGUAAAGUGUAGCCGACUCCACACUUGGCAUCUGCAGCGUGACAGGACGACUGUGUUAUGCAGGAUGUCCAAAUGUGUAAAGAGAUAGAUGACUUCAGUGCACUCUGCAACCUCAGACCUUACGCCGUGAAAGAAGCUGGCCAGCCAAAAUCAAAAUGAUUCCUGGCAUUGUGUUUCCCUGUGGGACAGCCCUCUCAUCUGGGAUAACUACAUGGGUAGGGCUUUUUGUGUCCCCUUUUUCCUCAUCUUUAAUUAGAAUAAACAGUGCCUGGAGCACAUCCUAACUAAUGCCAUCUCACCUCAGACACCUGCUAACAGUUGAAAAAUAGUGGGAAAUACAUGAAAGGAACAAACAAACAAGGAAAAGUGAAAUCAUCACAUAGUGAGCUAGCCUAUUGAAAUUUCAGAUCUUCUUUAGUUAGAACAAUCCUGUACAUAUCUUGGGAUUUGACCCAGCAUAGGUUUUCUGUCGUCUAAAAAUCCAGUGAGCAAUACAUGCCCAUGUGUACGCGCUGUAACCAGAAGGUCAUGGUUUAGGCAUACAUGGUAUCUCUGCUUGCAGAAGCAGACAUAUUUGACUAAAUGUGCUAUUAGUAACCAUUUAAAAAAUUGUUUUUAUUAUUUUUCAUUUUAUUUUUAUGCUGAUUAUAUUUUCUGCAAAUUAAAAACAGAUUUAUUUUCGUCUGCAAAACAUUUUUUGCAUUUUCGCAGUUUUGAUAAGGAGAAUCCACACAAGAUUGAUAUGGAGGUUUAGCAUCUUUUAAGCAGUUUUAAGUCAUUGCAUUGACAAGACUCUUUCCUAAACAUUUAUUACCUGGUCAGUCAAGCUGAGUUCUACCGCUGCUCAUUCCCAUAGAAAAACCCGGGGACUAUUGGGCUCUCCUGGGGCUGGAAGAGGGGACAGUUAGAUGAACUUCAAAUUAGCUUUGGACUUACGACAUUGCUUUUGUCAUGGCAACUGCACUAACAACCUAGGCAAUGACAAAAUUACUGUUACGAGUAUUGUGCUUACUUUUAGCCCCAGAGGCUGGGAUAAGUCGUGCUGUUGCAUUUAAGUGGUCUUAAUGACCGGUGUUAAGCUUUUGGAAGUUACUGACUCUCAGAGCUACAAAGGCUACUCUUUAUUGUGCCUUGUUGUUUGGCCUGAAAAGCCUGUGGACUCAUUUAGAGGGGAAGGUGUUUCGAAUGCACAGGCCAACUGCUUUCUGACAAUGAAUGUAAAUGUGGUGGCAUUGCCACGGUUCGAGGGGAUUGGCGACCUUUCUGUAUACAUCAUCGCUAAACGAAGUUCACUUUGUAAGAAUCUCACAGCAUCUGUUUUACUUUACCAUACCCAAUUUAUUGUGUAUUGGUCUAAAAAAUGAGAUGGAAUGGUAAAACACUGAACAAACAUUUGGUCUCAUAAUGAAAGCUGAAAAUAACAGCGUAUGCGUUUGUACUCAUUUUAAAAUACUGGACUUAAUUGAAUACAUUUACUACAUUUAACUCUCUCAAGUCCCUGCAAAUUUGUGUUUUUAAUGUAUGGUGAUAAGAUGAUGAUUGUAAAAAACGGAAACAUAGAAAAUGUCCAUUGAUUAUAUGCCUCUGUUAGACCAUUGACAAUGCACUGUGUGCGCGCGUGUGUUUCUAUGUAUAAGAUGAAAGGGAGUGUACAUAAUUCAAUUGUAAAUUAUCU